UGUGCGCUGACAUGCAGGUUGCUUUGAUUCCUUUUGCGCCCCCCGUCUCAUGGGUCUCGACGGCUGGAGACUAAGGGAGGUGGGAGGUGACAGGCCGCGCCAUGACCGAAGGAAGGUUCAGCUGGAGAUUGGGAGAAUCUCUCUGUCUACAGUUUAUUAUCUGAUCGAUCGGCUCGUUUUCAUAUACAUCUUUCCCAAGCUGAUAGCAAAUCUCCUCCGAAAUCUGCGUCUAUCAUUCAAGUCGUCAGGUGUCUAGAAUCCAGAGUGGCAAAUGAAUUCACUUGGCACUGUCCGAGCAGCCCUUGCGGACUCGCUCGUAACCAAUUCGGCUCUCAAGGAAGCAUUCGACCUUGCCAGCUUUGUCACCGAUCGUUCUAAGCAGUUCAAAGAUGUUGCACUUGAUCAAAAGCAGAAACACAAACUACGUCGAAUUCUCAACCACUUCCUGACCCCAAGCGUCAAGCCGAGGUUUGUAGACGAUGAAGACACUGUAGACUACGGCAGUAGUCUGCCAGAUGACUGGCUGGCCAAGACCGAUGAAGAUCUGAAGACCCCUGCUCGCAUGAUUGAUAUCGACACCAUGAACAUGGUCCCCACGUACAAUCUAGGCAUACAAGACCAGUACUGCAUGGUUUCUCAUAGCUGGAAAGGCUCUGAAAUUACCUACCGCGACUUUACUCAAGCCAAAUCCUUCGAGCCCACAAAAAAAGCUGCGAACACAGAGUCCGAUGAGACUCCCAACAAUGACGUGAGCAACGUCGUCAACAAAUGCAAAGCGGAUAUUGUGGAGCUGCAGAACAAGAUUGAAUCCGCGCUUCCACAGGUCAAGGCGACCCGUGAUGGAAAACGCCCGGAUGAUAUCACAACGCUCCUGGAGUGGUACGCUGAUGCCAACGGGGCUGAAUAUAAUCUUGGCAGCACACAGCGGAAGCUCCAUGAGGCUACUGCAGCAGCCUCGAGCGCCGCCAGAGAAGCGGACUACUACAGAAGACUCUGGGAAACGAUCACGACUCUCAAUGACGAUGGGUCCAAGAAAGGUGACAAUAAAGACGACUUGGCUGUCUCCACGCAGAACACCGAAAUGCAGCAAGUAUACCACGCAAUCACAAGUCUCACGGAAGAUGCCGAGAAAACCUGCAAAGAGGCGGGAGAGAAGCACCAAGAGGCCGUGACCUCCAGAGCCGCUGCAAACGACAAGAUCGUCUUCUUCGAGCAGAAUCGCGAACUGGCCUAUGGUAUCGACGCACUGCUCACAGCAUUGCAACACCUGCGGUCUUCUCGCAAGAUCCUGGGGUCUAUCGCCCAGGCUAAAAAGUUGUUCGAUGCGCACUUCCCUUGCGGAGGGAAACGGUACGUGUGGCUUGACACGUGUUGUAUCAACAAGGGCGACACCUAUGAAUUGACUGAGUCCCUGGCCUUGAUGGGAGACUGGUAUACCAAUGCUGAUCUCUGUCUGGUCCAUUUGGAUACGCCACGUGACGAGAGAGCCUGGAUUGAAGAAUGGAAGUACUGGAAGGAUCCUUCUUAUGACCCGGUGCCAGUUAACAUGACCAGCUUUGAUAAAAUUGGCGCUGAAGGCAGCGAAGAAGAAAAGAAACGGGGUCAAGUUGAAUGGGCAACUCGUGGAUGGACCUUACAAGAGCUGGUCUUGAGUAAGGUGACCUACUACGUCAAUUCGCACUGGCAGAAUUUAGUCAGACCUGUUGAAGUCCUUGGCCCCUUGUACUUCCUUCGUCCAUUCAUUUUGCGCUACCUGCAGCACCCAUAUGUCAAACGCUACAAUACUGUUUCUGUGGAGCAGAUUGAUAAGCUGAGAGAACUUCUUUCCCCCGAGUUCAUCAGGCCGGGUGCGUCUAAGGAAGAGGAGCUCACUACUAUGCUUCAAACCCUGGGCUUUGUGGCACCAAGGGGCCUACAGGAGAAAUUGGCUGAAUCACAACUCGGAAAGGCAGUGCUGACCGCCACCAGACAACUGCCUCAAAUCCUGAAUGAUCUGUUGGCGAACAAGAACAUCGCCGACGCUGAUUCUCUGUCGAAUUUCACAGUCGAAGGUGCUGCGAAUGAGAAGAUAGCUCUUUUCAACCACUUGUUGGCCGAUUUAGUUCGUCUCGCAGACAAGCAAAUUCUUGACGACCGAAAGUUCAUUGCGAAAUUCAGUAAGAUCGAGAAUAUGACAAACUGGAUUGCUGGUGAUGGUCUCAGCAAUUCUUCGGCCAGCACCUCCCUUGUCACGGCAGCAGAACGUGUGACCACCGUUGCAACCGAUCGAGCGUACUCGUUGAUGGGUAUCCUCGGGGUUCGAUUCCCCGCUUUCCCUGCAGAGGGUCUUCCUAAAGCGUUGGCCCGUCUGUUAGAUGAAGUGGUGAUUGCAUACAAUGAUGUCUCGGUUUUCAACUGGUCCGGAAAGCACAGUGGCAGUCCUCUUCAUGGGCGCUCUUUGUACCCUGCCAGUAUCGAUGCCUUCGUCGACCCGACAAAUCACCCGAUGGUCAAGUCGAGGGCGCAAACCAGCAAGAAGAUUUUGGACCUGUUCCGCGCUCAGCGAGUGCGCCAAAGUAAAACCGCGGGCGACGUGAAUAUGCUUCUGGCUGAAAUUCUUGCUCUCAGCAAGAAGCUGCCAGAGCAAUGCUCCGUUUUUGAAAAUCUAGGCAACUUGGCUACUAGGAUCAAGAUUGCCGAGUUCGAAGACCUAAAGAAGCGCAUUGGUGACUUGAAGGGUAUCGUGGUGCGGCUUCGAGAGUUUGUACCUGAUGAGGCGGAUGAAGCAAGCAAGAGUCAGCCCCUUGCUGGUAAACCGAGCAACACCAUGGAGCGAGUGACUUCAUUCUCCAAGGGUCUGAAGUUUGAAGUUCCGAAAUUUGAAGCUCCUAAACUCGGGUCCUUCGGACGCGUGAAGAAGAGCAGUGCGCAGCCGGCUGAAAAAGCCCAGCCGAGCGAGCCUGCCACUCCUACCACGCCUGCCACGCCCGCAGUGACGCAGAUAUCACCCGCCCAACAGAAGAUUGAGGAUCUGAAUGAAGCUAUUCAAAAGGUCAUCGAUGCUAUCGGAAAUUCCGAUAAGCCUGAAGCAGAGCCUGCCAAGGAUGUUCCACUUCACACAAUGGUCGCCAAGGAGAAGGACGCCCUGGGGGUUGAUGAACACCCCGUUUCAUUCGAAAUCCGAGAGGAUAAGAGAAUGACCUGCCCAAACCCGAUCACUGUGAGCAGUGGUGGUAUUCGAGGUAUCUUUGACAUUCAACGAAUCAUCGUUACCAUGGUUGAGCCUCAAGUCCUACGCUCGAAAGUCCGAACCGCAGUCAGAGGCCAAAAGAUUGACGGAUGGUGCACCAUCAGUACUGGUCUGUCCAUGACCCUGGUCGCCUUCUGUGCUGAGCGAGACGUCCUGGCACAGCAGCUCGAUCUGGCUGAUGUUAUCAAGAGUUACCUUGACCCCGAAGACUCCGCUCCCAAGGAUGCUUCGGCAUUGCCACUCAAGGAGAGCAAAAUGGAGGACAGCAAAAAGGGCCUGCUGACAGACAUUAAGAAUGAAAAGACGCCCGAACAGGCCAAGGUUGCCCGCAUGAUCAACUUCGUGCAAAAACAAGACCUCCACGGCAUCGCUGGAGAAUGGGUUCUGGCACGUUUCUCAGGUACUCCUGGCGCCAAGUGGUUCCUCUGUCUUCUGGAACUGGGUGCUGGAAACGACUUCUACGGACACAGAAUCCCCACAGAUGCUUUCAGCUUUGAGGACGCCGCUCCCGAACAGGGCAUCAUUCAGUACUGGCACAAUUUUACCAUGGAGAAGAAAGCACGGACUUGUGAUACUCUUGACAUGUAUCUUAACCGCCAGAAGCUGUGGAGUAAGGCUGGUAGAAACCUUGACUUACUGUCCACGGUGGAGAACCCCACUGAGAAUUCUGGCGAGAACAGCUGGGAGACGGCAUGGGAAAUCAUCCAAAAUGUCUCUCUGGACAAGGUUGUCAAUUUGGGCAUGAUGGCGGGUCAAGCUAUUGGAGGCCUGGGCGCUGAGCUCUGGGCUAAUCAUCUGGAGGAUCGUAUUGAGAAAGGCGCUCUGAAACGUAUUCCGGUGUCGCUGCGCACUCCAGUACGAGACCUCGAUCACAACCGGAAGCUGCUCCCAGUCAUGUUCCACGCUGGUCGCGAGAUGCACAUGUUUUAAUGGCUGAAGUUGGAGUCCCCGUUGUGCCUGUGAAAGCCAGACAAAUGACGAGCACCAAAUUUACGUACAGAAAGAAGCUGCUAAUGCGGUCUAGCCCUUUCAACUCUCAGUUUUCAUCCCAGUCUGUUCAACCCUGCUUUAUUGGCAAGACUCCACAACCAGAACAAGGCAGGUAUUGGUGUCUUACUGGAAGGUGCAGAAGUCCUAAAUAGCCAAAUGGAAAGUUCCAGCCACGCUUAUAGAC
This is a messenger RNA of Aspergillus novofumigatus IBT 16806, 4403 nucleotides long. RefSeq lists its product as uncharacterized. The record is from RefSeq and is a predicted model, not a curated record. The transcript has a single exon. NCBI's taxonomy places the organism in Eukaryota, Fungi, Ascomycota, Eurotiomycetes, Eurotiales, Aspergillaceae. Bases 272 to 4159 code for a protein of 1295 amino acids.